Molecule: messenger RNA, 1515 nt
Organism: Didymodactylos carnosus
Lineage: Eukaryota; Metazoa; Rotifera; Eurotatoria; Philodinida; Philodinidae
Source: the annotation of a GenBank genome assembly
AUGAAACUGUACGCCGUGGAAGGAGAUAUUCAAGAAGAAGUUCAAGGACAUCAUUGUCGUCAAAUUGGAAGAACGGAUCCUUCUGAUCAACCUUCUAUGAUUAAUGCUUUAUGUUCAUAUAGUUGCAUAUUCAAACAACUUAAACACUCACCGGUCACACGGUAUAAAAAACAAAACAAUAUCUUUAUCAAAAUGGCAAUGAUUAAUGUGAACCGCAACACCAAUGAUAUGUUUUACCGUUAUAAAAUGCCAAAAUUGGUUGCCAAGAUUGAGGGCACAGGCAAUGGAAUUAAAACGGUUAUUGUCAAUAUGACACAAAUAGCAAAAGCGUUAAGUAGACCACCGACAUAUGUAACAAAGUUUUUUGGCUGUGAAUUGGGUGCUCAAGUUCAAAUGGUUGCGAGAGAUGAUCGUUAUAUCGUUAAUGGUGCACAUGAUGCCGAAAAGCUACAAAGUUUACUGGAUGGCUUCAUUAAACGUUUUGUUUUAUGUCCUCAUUGCGACAAUCCGGAGACGCAAUUGGUAAGUAUGCAGCGAAAUCGAACUGGUGGUGAAAUUCGUCAGCAUUGUACUGCGUGUGGUUAUCAAGGCGGAAUUAAUAUGGCAUCACAUAGAUUAACAGCAUAUAUAUCAAGACAUCCGCCUGAUACUGGGGGAAUAAUAAGGAACGAGAGAAAUGUGCCUUCUGGUGAUUCUUCAAAUGGUGUAGUAAACAUAAAUGGUGUAGCAUAUGGUGAUGUUGAUGAGGUAGACGAUUGGGUAGACAAUGAUUUAUCGCCCACGGAUGCUUCGAAUACUAAUAAUGAGCUCGAUUCAAAUGUUACAAGUAUGAUACAAUCACGCGAUCUCGAUAAAUCAGUUGCCGAACGAUGUGAAAUGUUUUUAGAAAUGUUGGAGAACAAAAAAACAUCGAAUGGAUUGAAUAAGCCAGAAAUAAUUAAAGAAAUAUUAGCAGAAGCCGAACGUCUCGAAAUAAUGGAAAAAGUACCAUUUGUUUUAGCACAAUCUUUAUUCACAGAAAAUAUUUUGAACGAAAUCGAUACGUACAAAGUUCUGCUGUUAAAAUUGUGCAGAAAAACUUCAAGAGGUCAGAAAUACUUUCUACACGGUUUGGAGACGUUCAUUGGUAAUGGUCCAUUAAAAGAAACAUUAUAUAAUAAAAAGUCGCUUGCAAAAACGUUUCUGAAAUUGUAUGAAGAUGGUAUAAUUGAAGAAGAAACAUUUUAUUCGUGGUAUGACAAGACACCCAAACGUUGUGCAGACAAGAAAAUCGCUAAGAAAAUACGGGAAAUGGCAAAAGAGUUCAUUGAAUGGCUAAAAACAGCUGAUGAAGCCAGCGACGAAGAGCAAGAAGAUGGUGAAGAAGAAACGGCAGCUGAAAACGAGGCGGUCGCUAUCAAUUUUAGUUAUGCAGCUGAUGGCUUGGAAGUUGCCAGAGAAAAUCCUCGGGCAGCAAGAGUUGAAGAAUCGAGAAUCGAAGUCAAUGGUGAAAUUAUCAAUGUUGACGAUAUCUGA